Molecule: messenger RNA, 4651 nt
Organism: Dentiscutata erythropus
Lineage: Eukaryota; Fungi; Glomeromycota; Glomeromycetes; Diversisporales; Gigasporaceae
Source: the annotation of a GenBank genome assembly
AAGGAAAUAAUAGCCCUGUCAAUUCAGAUUCUGAAUAUGUUGAUGCCAGCGAUCAACAACCGCACCAACAAUACCCACUGGAUAUUCGUAAUCGCCCUGAUGAGUCUAUACUGGCAAAAACGAAAAACAUUGUUUCAUCAUUUAUGGGCGGAUCUAAAGAUGAUGAUAAAUAUGGAGAAUAUGUUAAAAUUACAUUUCAUGUGCAUUUACCACCACACAUUGAAAGAUAUGGUGAACCAGUGAUAGUGGGUAAUUGUAAGGAAUUGGGGAGUUGGAGAAUGAUUACAAUUAAAUUGAUACAACCAUACAGACAAGAAUAUCCAACUUAUUGGCGAUCACACACUGUAGAAAUUCAAUUAGGCAGGGAUGAAAUUAAGUAUAAGUAUGGUAUCUUUAAUCGAGGCAGCGUGGAUUAUGAAGGGGAGAAUGAUAGACAAAACCGCACUUUGGACAUAAGAACAAAUGAUCAAUAUGACAUAUGGCAAAACAAUAAUAAUUAUAAUAUUUGGGGCCUUAGAGAAUUUGCAUUCACUAAAUGCAUUUAUGAUGCAGUAAAUACCGAAAACCUUAAGGAUAAGGUUAUGCAAUUCCAAUUAUUGUUAGAAAAUCAUAGGGAUCGCGUAUUGAAUAACGCUACUAUCGAGUUUAUAAUGCAAAACUGUCAAAGUAAAAGAGAUAAACGACUUUUUUUAUGCGUUCUCUUGGGAUAUUAUAUUAAGCACUGUAAGGAUCCACGCGCUCUCACUUUUCAAUUGCCAUCACAUUUCCGUUCUGAUUCGUUACUUGAAGCACUCGAAAAUGUUCAGGAGGAUACAUUUAUAUCUGAUAUUAAACCAAUAAUGGCUCCAGUUGUCGCUGCUCUGGUUCGUCAUAAUGCUAUUGUAAUAGUAUCAUUUGAUUGGCUUAAAGUAUUUCGGGUGGCGCAGAUUCUUGAUCCAAGAUAUACUUUUGUCGAUGGAUUUAUUGGAGUUCGUUAUAAUAAAGAACAAAUAUCACGCUUGUUGAAGGAAUGGCCGAGAGUAGUCAAACCUUACUUGUUUAAAGCAGAAGAACGUAUUCACACCAAAAUUGCAAAGUGGUUAAUUUCAUUUUGCUCAAAUAUGGAGACCCUUAAUAUAAUGUGGCGAGAUAAUAUUUACCACACACCAAGUAUUGAUAAUGAAAUUGUACCUGAGUUUAGCGGAAUUGUUUAUAAUAUUAUUGCUCGUGACAAUAAUGUCAGUGCUUUGUAUGCAAAUUUUACUAAAGUUAUCCCUGAAUUUCGGGGAACAGUUGCUGGCCUUUUCCGUGAACGAAUACUCAAUUUACUCAAAAAUCAGCAAAGCGGUUGGGAUCAAUAUAAUUUGCAGACACUCGGAGAACUUCUUAAGGAUGAGCAUUUAUUUUUUGAAAGAGAAUAUUUUCUUAAUGCUAUGGAUUUGGUUUCACAAUCUGCGGCCUAUAAUCUAUUGAACAUGUUUCCGGAUAUUCUGGAAUAUUGGAAUAACUCUAAGUUUCCUAAUUCUAGAUCAUCAGACGUUCUAAAAAUAUGCAGCCAAUGGUUUACACGUAUAAUAUCAAAACUGAAUUAUAGUCAUAACAUGCAAUUAAAUGAAGGAGGAAGAUUCAUAUGUCUUAUUUAUGAACGUUUAACACGCAUGCAGUCUUUACUUGGUGAAAAAUCUAGAAUAUAUCAAGAGUUAUCACAUGUUGCUAGCGAACGAAUUAAAAAAUGCUCACACAAUCAUAUUCUCUUUGCAACAGCUCAAGUGGCGGUGCUUAACAAAUCAAUUGCUAAUCAGUUUUAUAAUCUAGUAACUGAAAAUGUUCUCGUUUCUAGAGAUAUUCGAAAUAUUGAUAAUGGUCUUACGGAGAAAGUAUGUUGGAUUUGUGGUCAUAAUAAUAAAGGAAAUUUAGAAAAAUUGGAAGUUCCAAACAGCAUUAGCGAAAACUUAUUAUGCCAUAUUAUGACUUGUUUGGAAAAUCAGGUUUAUAACACUGAUCAGCAAUUGGAUCUCAUUAAAAACACAGAUUUCUGGAGAAUGAUUUUUAAUGCAAGAGGCAGUGUCACAAAUUUACAUGGACAUUCGCAUGUUAUGAAGAUACGAACAGCUAUUUCUGAUUUAGCAAGCUCAAUUGUUGAUAAAACUAUAGACAUUAAAACAUUACAGGCAAUUUUAUUAAAGAGCAAUAAUGAGCAAAACAUUUCAAAACGUGAAAGUAGCAUUUCGAACGUUCGUAAGGAGUGCAAGGCAUUUGAAGAAAGAUUAAGACAUCUUAAGGCUUUUUACAGCACUUUUUGUCCACCAAGUAAAGUUUCGGAUUCGGAUGCAUAUACUAGUGAUUUAGAAGGGAAAUUAAAGAUAUUGUCAAAAGUAUCGCUUAAAGAAGCAUUAUCUCCACGGUAUUGGGAACGUCAUGAGGAUGUAAUUCAGAAAGCGGCAGAGAUCUACGAAUUUGCGAAUUCAAAAACUUUUACUAACAUUUACGAAAUACAUUUAAGUAAAGUUAACGAUGAAAUAAAUGUUGAUUAUGUUGUUAAUACUUUGAUUCCUGCAGUACGUGAAGAACAUGUUAAAACAUUCAAAAAAUACAAAGAUAGGAAAUGGGAGCAUAUUAAAUAUUCCGAAGCAUUCCCUUUAUGGAAAGGCGUAACUGAUAUAAAGGCCGAAUUAGAAUUAAUUAAUAAAGCGGUUUAUUUGAGUAAAAGUAAUCAAGAUCUAGAAAAUUCUCUUAAACACCUUACUGCUAUACCAAUAUGGGAUGAACGACUUCAAAAAUUAUCUACAGUCGUUGAGAUUUUUAAAGUGUCGCUUAAAACCGAGGACUGGUUAGGAAGAUCUUUGAAAAUUUUGCGAGAAGACGUAUUAAUUUUAGGGAAGGUUACUGAGUUUGUGAAAUAUGUUAAGGAUCAUAAUCGAGAUGAUAAUGAGAAUUAUUGGUCAUUAAUUAAAGAAUUAUCGUCUGCUAGUGAACUUUUGGAAUUUCUUCAAACCAUAGCUGAACAUGAUAUUAAAAAUUUAAUCAAUGGUGUAGAUGAUUAUUCUGAUGAACGGUUAAUUCAAGAAGACACUGUGUCAUCACUCAUUCAAGUUAAACAAUUGGUUGUGCAAUUAAUGAAUAGAUCUAAUAAAAUUGAUGAAUUCCUGAAAGUUUUGCGUAAAAUUAGUCAGGAAAAUCCUUCUUUGCCCAACAAAAUUACAAUAUGCGCUGGCUUUAAUAUGGCUUUACAAAACAUGAACAUAUCAAACAGAGGAGAAGUGACAAAAGAAAAGAUCCAAAAUGCCGUAUUGAGAGGAACUUAUACUUUCGAAAAAGAUGACAAGAGUGAUAAAUUUAAUGUCACACUGGUAUAUCAAGCUAGAGGAGCCGCAGAUAAAAUAAAACAUAACUUGUCUGAUUUACUAGAUUUACGUGGACGUGCUCUAUUAAUCGCAAAACCUGCUAAUAUCGAUGCGGAUUUGACAGAAGAGGAAAAUUCAAGAAAAAUAAUGAAUGAAUUUGUAGUGCAAGUAGAUAUGGCUCAAGAGAUUCUUAAUGUUGGAUCUAAACUCAUCCAGAUGGGGCAUUUUGACUAUCGACGGUUUAAGAGAGAAAUUGUUGGAACUGAGAGAAAGGUCGGAACUACAGAAAUGAGAGAUUUAUUAGCAAAACUUAAAGCAGACUUACAAAACUGGAAAAAAGUGGUAGAUGAAGCACAAGAACAACAUUACUAUUUGACAUUCUUCCCUGCGCGUCAUAUUCUUGCCUUUUAUGAUUAUUUUACAUCUGACGUGCAAGAUAACGAAAACACAGAGAUCUGCAGAACUCUUAUAAAGUUUGUUAACAGUAAAGCAGAGUUACCUUCUCGAAAAGAUCGUUCAGGAAUUUCACGCAAAAACACAGAUUAUUCUCGUACACUAAAAGAAAUCGGUGAAAAAUUGAAUACUAUUUUUGGAAAAUUAUUAAAAACAUCACGUGAGCUUAAAGUUAGAGGCGAACGUAUUAUUGCUGAUGUUGUCGAUAGGGGUAAAUUAUGUGUUGCCUCAUGUAACGAUAAAUCACGAGUACCAAAUAUUAUUAUGAGUUUGUAUGCUAACCAUGGUUCCUACCCCGAACCAUGGCAAAUCUUAAUUUGUACAAAAUCUACGACUAUUGAAGAGCUUAAUAUUUUUAUUAAGCGUUGCUUUUUUGCUGCAAAAAACGGAUAUAAAGAAAAACUAUUCUGUAUUGCGAAUUUAGAGUUACUCGAAUUUGAAUUGCAAUAUGGUCUAGUCGAAAGUAUUCGGUCAAUGCGUGAUAAACAUAAUGAUUAUUUUUUAGCAUUGGUUUGUUGUCGUGAAGGCUCGUUCCAUCAUCACAUAUUAGAUCAAUUUUCACAAGAUGUUCAUUCAACAAAUGGUCUUAACGCUGAAACUAUGAAAACCAUUUAUUGCAAUCUAUGCAAUAAUGUUGUUUGCGUGUCUUCAGACCUAUCUGGACAAGGCAAGACUGAAUGGAUUAAACAAGCCAGCUUUGAAAAAAAGAAAUUGCUGCGUAGCUUUUUAAUUAGUGAUGGAGCAGGUUUUGGAAGCCUGGUUCGCCAACUUUGGGAGUGUAAACUUCAACCAUUUGAAAGCUUACACAUAAAUAUUAUAUCGGCAGAUAAUUCCAAUGAAAUCAAUAUGUUCUUAUUUGAAUUAUUGACAUUAGG